This is a messenger RNA of Gracilinanus agilis (Agile Gracile Mouse Opossum), 2615 nucleotides long. It is a transcript of the gene CLCN5, whose product is annotated as chloride voltage-gated channel 5. Gene Ontology annotation, cellular component: early endosome; synaptic vesicle; membrane. Bases 6 to 2288 code for a protein of 760 amino acids. The record is from RefSeq and is a predicted model, not a curated record. The transcript is spliced from 11 exons. Gene Ontology annotation, molecular function: voltage-gated chloride channel activity. Gene Ontology annotation, biological process: chloride transport; transmembrane transport. NCBI's taxonomy places the organism in Eukaryota, Metazoa, Chordata, Mammalia, Didelphimorphia, Didelphidae.
AGUUCAUGUCAUAUAAUGGAGAAGGGGUGAAUGUUCCAAAUAAGAUGAUGGACUUCUUAGAGGAACCUAUCCCGGGAGUGGGAACCUAUGAAGACUUCAAUACAAUUGACUGGGUGAGGGAGAAAUCCAGAGACCGAGACAGGCACCGAGAGAUCACCAAUAAAAGCAAAGAGUCCACCUGGGCCCUAAUUCACCGUGUGAGUGAUGCCUUUUCCGGCUGGCUGCUGAUGCUGCUUAUUGGGCUCCUAGCAGGCUCCCUAGCUGGCUUGAUAGACAUCUCUGCUCAUUGGAUGACCGACUUGAAAGAGGGCGUCUGCUUGAGGGGCUUCUGGUUUAACCAUGAACAUUGCUGCUGGAAUUCGAAGCAAGUCACUUUUGAAGACAGAGACAAGUGCCUUGAGUGGAAUAGCUGGUCUGAACUGAUCAUCAACAAGUCUGAGGGAGCCUUCGCCUACAUCCUCAAUUACUUCAUGUACGUCCUCUGGGCCCUCCUGUUUGCCCUUCUGGCCGUCUCCCUUGUCAGGGUGUUUGCGCCCUAUGCCUGUGGCUCUGGGAUCCCUGAGAUUAAGACCAUUCUGAGUGGUUUCAUCAUUCGAGGCUAUUUGGGAAAGUGGACGCUGAUCAUCAAAACCAUCACUCUGGUGCUGGCAGUGUCCUCUGGCCUGAGCUUGGGCAAAGAAGGCCCCCUCGUACAUGUGGCGUGUUGCUGUGGAAACAUCCUGUGCCACUGUUUCACCAAGUACAGGAAGAAUGAGGCCAAGCGCCGAGAGGUCUUGUCGGCAGCAGCGGCGGCGGGUGUUUCUGUGGCCUUUGGAGCUCCCAUUGGUGGAGUGUUAUUCAGCCUGGAAGAGGUCAGUUAUUACUUUCCCCUCAAAACAUUGUGGCGAUCUUUCUUCGCUGCUUUGGUGGCGGCGUUUACUCUGCGUUCCAUCAACCCUUUUGGGAACAGCCGGCUGGUUCUGUUUUACGUAGAGUUUCACACUCCGUGGCAUCUCUUGGAGCUGGUGCCAUUUGUGCUCUUGGGGAUCUUUGGAGGCCUCUGGGGAGCCUUCUUUAUCCGGGGCAACAUCGCCUGGUGCCGCAAGCGCAAGAAUACCCAGCUGGGCAAGUACCCAGUGCUGGAAGUUCUCAUCGUGACAGCUAUCACCGGCAUCCUGGCUUUCCCCAAUGAGUACACACGGAUGAGCACCAGCGAGCUGAUCUCUGAGCUCUUCAACGACUGUGGUCUCCUGGACUCCUCCAAGCUCUGUGAUUAUGUGAGCAACUUCAAUACCACCAAAGGGGACCAGCUGCCAGACCGGGCAGCCGGGGCAGGGGUCUACACAGCCAUGUGGCAGCUCUCUUUGGCCCUCGUCAUGAAGAUUCUCAUCACUAUCUUCACCUUUGGGAUGAAGGUCCCCUCCGGUCUCUUCAUUCCAAGCAUGGCUGUUGGUGCCAUAGCAGGAAGACUCCUGGGCGUGGGCGUAGAACAGCUAGCUUUCUAUCACCAUGACUGGCCCAUCUUCAGGGGCUGGUGCAGCCCAGGAGCUGACUGCAUCACGCCUGGCCUUUAUGCGAUGGUUGGUGCGGCUGCCUGCUUAGGUGGAGUGACUCGUAUGACUGUGUCCCUGGUUGUCAUCAUGUUUGAACUCACGGGUGGCCUGGAGUAUAUCGUGCCCCUAAUGGCCGCGGCUAUGACCAGCAAGUGGGUGGCAGAUGCCAUUGGGCGGGAGGGCAUUUAUGAUGCCCACAUUCGCCUCAAUGGAUACCCCUUCCUCGAAGCGAAAGAAGAGUUCACCCAUAAGACUCUGGCGAUGGACGUGAUGAGACCCCGUCGAAGCGACCCAACGCUCAUGGUCCUCACCCAGGACAGCAUGACCGUGGAGGAUGUAGAGACACUGAUCAGUGAGACCACCUAUAGUGGCUACCCAGUGGUUGUGUCUCGAGAGUCUCAGAGGCUGGUGGGAUUUGUCCUCAGGAGAGACCUCAUCAUUUCCAUUGAAAAUGCUCGGAAGAAGCAAGAUGGCAUUGUGAGCACAUCCAUCAUUCAUUUCACGGAUCAUUCGCCUCCGCUGCCUCCUCAUGCCCCACCUUCGCUCAAACUUCGCAACAUCCUGGACCUCAGCCCUUUCACAGUGACAGACCAAACGCCCAUGGAGAUCGUGGUGGACAUAUUCCGAAAGCUGGGACUUCGCCAGUGCCUGGUCACACACAAUGGGCGGCUCCUGGGAAUUAUUACCAAAAAGGAUGUAUUGAAGCACAUAGCCCAGAUGGCGAACCAAGAUCCCGAUUCCAUACUUUUCAACUGAAGUCUCAGAACUGCGCUGGGGAUGUGACACUUGGAAGAUGGGACCCCUUCUCUGUUCACCCAGUGCAGCAACUUGAGCAUUUCCCAUGUGGGAAUGAGGCUGAUAAUCACGCAUUCUUUGGGACUUCCUUCUCAGCUAACCUGUUGCACUACAGAAUUUUCUCUAGAAGGAGAGCUUGCUCCUGAGGCUUUUGUGAAGUUACAUUGCAAAGAUUUCAUGAAGGAGUAAAAGAAAAUUGCCAUAGGAGAAUGCUCUUCCUUUCCCUGCCCUAUCCUUUUCCCUCCCCUCCCCUUCCUCCUCCUCCUUCUUCUCCUUCCUCCUCCUCCU